This is a messenger RNA of Gorilla gorilla gorilla (western lowland gorilla), 4717 nucleotides long. It is a transcript of the gene NUDT15, whose product is annotated as nudix hydrolase 15. The record is from RefSeq and is a predicted model, not a curated record. Gene Ontology annotation, biological process: dGTP catabolic process. Lineage: Eukaryota; Metazoa; Chordata; Mammalia; Primates; Hominidae. Gene Ontology annotation, cellular component: cytosol. Bases 2505 to 3269 code for a protein of 254 amino acids. The transcript is spliced from 3 exons. Gene Ontology annotation, molecular function: 8-oxo-7,8-dihydrodeoxyguanosine triphosphate pyrophosphatase activity.
UGGUGAAACCCCAUCUCUACUAAAAAUACAAAAAAAUUAGCCAGGCACAGUGGUGGGCGCCUGUAGUCCCAGCUACUCAGGAGACUGAGGCAGGAGAAUGGCGUGAACCUGGGAGGCGGAGCUUGCAGUGAGCCGAGAUUGCGCCACUGCACUCCAGCCUGGGCAACAGAGCAAGACCAUCUCCAAAACAAAAAAAAAAAAAAAACAAAAAAACACAUGCACAUACAGCAGCACAAUUUGCAAUUGCAAAGACAUGGAACCAACCUAAGUGUCCAUCAACCAACGAAUGGAUAAAGAAAAUGUGGUAUAUAUACACCAUAAAAUACUACUCAGCCAUAAAAAGGAACAAGAUAAUGUCUUAUGCAGCAACUUGGAUGGAACUGGAGGCCAUUAUUCUAAGUGAAGUAACUCAGGAAUGGAAAAGCAAAUAUUGUAAGUUCUCACAAGUGGGAGCUAAGCUAUGAGGAUGCAAAGGCAUAAGAGUGAUACAAUGGGCUUUGGGGACUCGGAUGGGAAAGUUGGGAGGGGAGUGAGGAAUAAAAGACUACACAUAGUGUACACUACUCAGGUGAUGGGUGCACUAAAAUUUCAGAAAUCACAGCUAAAGAACGAAUCCAUGUAACCAAAAACUUGAAAUUAAAAAAAAGGAAGAAGUCAAACUCUGUAAAAUAGUUAAAGGGAUGUAUUCUGAGCCAAAUAUGAGUGACCAUGGCCUGUGACACAGCCCUUGGGAGACCCUGACAACAUAUGCCCAAGGUGGUUGGGGAGCAGCUUGGUUUUAUACAUUUUAGGGAGACAUGAGACUUCAAUCAAAUACACUUAAGAUAUAGAUUGACCAUUGGUUUGGUCCAGAAAGGCGAGACAACUUGAAGUGGGGCAGGGGUUCCAGGUUAUAGGUAGAUUUAAAUUUUUCUGAUUGGCAAUUGGUUGAAAGAGUUAUUAUCAAUAGAAAGGAAUGUCUGGGUUAAGAUAAGACGUUGUGGAGACCAAAAUUUUAUCAUGCAGCUGAAGCCUCCAGGUAGCAGGCUUCAGAGAGACUAGAUUGUAAAUGUUUCUUAUCAGACUUAAGGUCUGUGUUAAUGUUAAAUGCUAGUUGGCUUUUCCUGAAUUCCAAAAGAAAGGUGGCAUAAUGAGGCAUAUCUGAUCCCUGCUCCGUCAUGGCUUCAACCAGUUUUUCAGGUUAACUUUGGAGUGCUCUGGCCAAGAGGAAGGAGUCCAUUCAGAUGGCUGGGGGUGGAGGUGCUUAGAAUUUUAUUUUUGGUUCACAGUUUUAUAGUUUUCUGUAUACAAGUGUUCCAUAUCUUUUGCUAAAUAUAUUUCUAAGUAUUUUAUGUUUUUUAUGGUAUUAUAAAUGGUAUUGUUUUAAAAAUUUACUUUUCAAUUGUUCAUUGCUAAUAUAUAGAAAUAUAAUCAAUUGUGUAUAUUAACCUUGAAUCCUACGACCUUGCUAAACUUAUUUGUUCUAAUGGCUUUUUAAUUAAUUCCUCAGGAUUGUUUAAAAAAAAAAAAGACGGUUACUUAUUCCUUUCCAAUUUAACUACCUUUUAUUGAUUUUUAAAUUUUAUGAGUUGUGCUAACUAGAAUCUCCAGCAACAUGAUGACUAAACGUGCUCAGAGUGGAUACCCUAGCUCCUCCCAAAUCUUGUCUUUCACUGAGAUAAGGCUAGGCUAGUGCUAUGGCUGCCAUAACAAAGUAUCAAGCCAUAACAAAGUAUCAAAGAUUGUAUGGCUUAAAUAACAGAAAUUAAUUUUCUCACAAUUCUGGAGGCUAGAAUUCUAAGAUCAAGGUGUCAGCAGACUUGGUUUCUUGGUUCUGAAAGUAGGAGGGUCAGGUUGCUCUUGUUGCGGUUUUUGCACCAUUUUACUUCUUAAAAUUAUAGCUAUAGGUCAGGCGCAGGGGUUCACGCCUGUUAUCGCAGCACUCUGGUAGGCCCAAGUGGAAGGACUGCUUGAGGACAGGAGUUGGAGAUCAGCCUCGACAAAAGACCGACAGCGCACCUCCACAAAAAAAAAAAAAAAAAAAGAAAAUUAGCUAGCUUGGUGAAAAUUAAAAUAAAAUAAAAUUACCAGUAUGUGCACAUUACUUUGGUAGAAGUAAAAAUGAGAGAAAGAGAGAAAACCCUCCCAGUAACUAGUCAUUUGUUUUUAUGAUUCAGCUGGUUUGUAUUUUGCAUGGUGCAAGGUGUGCAAACAUCUGAAAAUGUCUGUUUUCCACUGUUUGUAACUAACUCUUCCCAGCAUGAUUUAUCAAUUAGCCUUUAUUUCCUCCCAUGACUUAUGAAUAUACCUUAAGCAUAGUUGUUUAUAAUGGGAUGUUUCUAAACGACCUAUCCUUAUCCUGGUACCACGCUGAUUUGAACUACAGGGCAAAUGGGUGCACCAUGGUGGGCGAGGUCAUUCACGGAAAAAGGAGAAUGUGCAGUGGUGCCGAGGUUUGUAAGAGCAGGCGGCUUGUACAUGUAAAUGCAUGGUUUGCAGGAAUCUGGGAGUGGAUAGGCUGAUGGAUGAUGAAUAUUCAAAGCACAACUGUAAGCGUCUUUAGUUACAGCGAAACUCUAAGGCACGCUGCCCUUCGGAAGGAAACACGGCACGGCAUUCCCCAACCUGAUAGCCCUCCGCGACGCAUUACGCACCGCGGACAGCUGGAGAGGCCGAGGCGCUCUCGCUUUGAUUUCGGCGCCUCCGCCCUCGCGGGGAGAGAUUGGCUGCGGCCGCGGGACGGCGUAGUGAGCGCGUCACUUCCUGCCGCUACCAGGCGCGUCCUCCCGCGCGCUAUGACGGCCAGCGCACAGCCGCGCGGGCGGCGGCCAGGAGUCGGAGUCGGAGUCGUGGUGACGAGCUGCAAGCAUCCGCGUUGCGUCCUCCUGGGGAAGAGGAAAGGCUCGGUUGGAGCUGGCAGUUUCCAACUCCCUGGAGGUCAUCUGGAGUUCGGUGAAACCUGGGAAGAAUGUGCUCAAAGGGAAACCUGGGAAGAAGCAGCUCUUCACCUGAAAAAUGUUCACUUUGCCUCAGUUGUGAAUUCUUUCAUUGAGAAGGAGAAUUACCAUUAUGUUACUAUAUUAAUGAAAGGAGAAGUGGAUGUGACUCAUGAUUCAGAACCAAAGAAUGUAGAGCCUGAAAAAAAUGAAAGUUGGGAGUGGGUUCCUUGGGAAGAACUACCUCCCCUGGACCAGCUUUUCUGGGGACUGCGUUGUUUAAAAGAACAAGGCUAUGAUCCAUUUAAAGAAGAUCUGAACCAUCUGGUGGGAUACAAAGGAAAUCAUCUCUAGGUGGCCAAGAAGAUUUGAUUUUCUUUAAAAAGACAAGAAUAAGGUCUGGUUAGGGAAUGAAAAAUGUCUACAUUUCGGAACAACUCCAUUUUAUCUAAAAAAUUUCUUGUGAUUGCCAGUUUAUUUGCAGUCUCUUAAUGUAUCCACCACUCUUUCAGCCAGUACUUGAGAAAAUUUUUCUGAAAUAUGUCAUUGAAUUGUAUUCCAGACACAGAAUACAUGAUAAAUACUGAUAUUAUGGGUAAUCUGCUUUCCAUAUUUACCUAUGAUAUUUACUGUGCAGUUUGUCAUUACUAGCUUGCAUGGAGUUCCAGGAUGCAGUCAAAUUUGCCUUAGUGUUUCUGUUCAAAUAGAGACCUGAAUUCAAAUAUUGUAGUUUAGGUUCAAACAGAGUAUGGCUGUUGCAAAAUUUACCAAAUUUGUUGAUUACCUCUUUUAUUAAAGAAAUGUUGGGGAGAGGGUAAUAUAUUGUGACAAUUUUUGCAACUUACAGGGAAUAGGACAGGUCAUUAGGGUGUACCUCCCAGGUUUCCAAUUGAGAAUCUAAACCAAGAGAAGUGAGACAAACCAUCUAAUAUCUGUAUCCUGCUAUUAAUAGGCUGUGAUGUUGAGUUUCUCACUUACUCUUUCUGAGGUCCAGGGUCCUUGUAUGAAGAGAUUCAUAUAUAUGAAGAGAUUCGAUGAAGAGAUUCGUCUAGAGCAGUGGUUGUCAAAGUGUGGUCUGGGGGAGCCUCAAGAGCCUUUCAAGGGUAUUCUAGGUCAAAGCUGUUUUUAUAACACUAAGACAUCAUUUCACCAUUUAUAGCUUUUCCUUUUUUUUUUUUUUAAUUUGAGAAGGAGUCUUGCUCUGUUGCCCACACUGGAGUGCAGUGGCACGAUCUCAGCUCAUUGCAGCCUCCGACACCUGGGUUCAAGCAAUUCUCCUACCUCAGCUUCCCGAGUAGCUGGGAUUACAGGCACCCACCACCACACCUGGCUAAUUUUUGUAUUUUUAGUGGAGACGGGGUUUCACCAUGUUGGCCAGGCUGGUCUGGAACUCCUGAGCUCAAGUCAUCUGCCCACCUCAGCCUCCCAAAGUGCUGGGAUUACAGGUGUGAGCCACAACGCCCAGCCAUCAUUUAUCUUUUUCACUCAUUUUUUCAUGAGUAUGCAGAGGAGUUUUCAAGAGGCUAUCUGGUGUGAUACUGUAAUAGGCUGAAUGCAAAAGCAGAUACAAGAUUCCAGCUUUCGUCUGUCAUCAGACAUUGAAGAGAUUUGGAGAAAUGUAAAGCAGCAGUACUCUUCUCACUAAUGAUUUUUGUUGUGGUUGGUUAGAAAAAUGGUUAUUUUUAGUGGGUUUUAAUAUGUGAAAAAAUAAAAAUAGCUAUUUGCCAAAAAUGUUAUUUAUGUGUUUAUAUAUACUUGGUUUUUGUUACUUGCAAAUGAUUAAUAAAAAUUUUAAGAAAUUU